Molecule: messenger RNA, 2879 nt
Organism: Ceutorhynchus assimilis (cabbage seed weevil)
Lineage: Eukaryota; Metazoa; Arthropoda; Insecta; Coleoptera; Curculionidae
Source: the annotation of a GenBank genome assembly
CCGAAAACCACUACACUUAACCCUAACCUCACAAAAUUUAUUUGGGUUCUAGUGGAUUUGGAUAAAAAACUAAAUUAAAUUUUGUGUGUAUUUGUGUUUGAAAUCAAUAAAAAUGGGCAAAACCUCGAAAGACAAGCGCGAUAUUUAUUAUCGCAAGGCCAAAGAACAGGGCUGGAGAGCGCGCAGCGCCUUCAAAUUGUUACAAAUCGACGAAAAAUUCAAUAUUCUGAACAACGUUACCAGAGCGGUGGAUUUGUGCGCGGCCCCUGGUAGCUGGUCCCAAGUCCUAUCUCGCAAGCUCUAUUUAAAUGAAGAAAUCAACAUCAAAGAACCGAUGCAUUUGUUUUACACGGACGCGAUUAAGGAGGCCUUGGAAGAAAAACCACCUACGACUCCUACGAGUCCGCCGAAAAAGAACGAGAGUGUAAAGAUUGUUGCUGUAGAUUUGCAGCCCAUGUCACCACUUCCCGGUGUUAUCCAAAUCCAAGGUGAUAUCACCAAAUACUCUACGGCCCAAGAAAUUAUCACCCACUUUGAAGGAGAAAAAUCUGACCUUGUUAUUUGUGAUGGAGCGCCAGACGUUACAGGACUGCAUUGUAUGGAUAUCUAUAUUCAAGCUCAAUUGCUUCUAGGAGCCCUCCACAUUACUUGUAACGUAUUGAAAACAGGAGGUACCUUUGUAGCAAAAAUCUUCAGGGGCAAAGACAGCGAUUUGCUAACAAAUCAACUGUUAACCUUGUUCCAAGAAGUUCAUGUGGCCAAGCCAAAAAGUUCCAGAAAUUCCAGCAUCGAAGCUUUCGUGGUUUGUCAAGGCUACAAUCCUCCUCAAGGGUUUGAUCCCAAAUUGAUUACCCCAUAUUUGGAUGUGUCCAAUAAGGACUUUAGCACUUUGGAGGGUAUUAACAAAGUUAUUAUUCCCUUUAUUGUGUGUGGAGAUGUUAGUGCUUACGAUUCUGACACUACUUACCCUUUGCAACUUGAAGGCGAAGCUCCUUAUGUAUAUAGAGCUCCUGUUCAGCCACCCAUUGCGCCUCCUUACAGUUUCAAACAGGAUCCUACUAAAUCUGAUAUAGAUAAUUUCUUGAAAAAAAUUGAUGAAGCUGCUAAAAGAGUGGGGCUAGGAUUGGGAGCAGAUGUAAAAGAUUUAAAUGAAACAGUGAGAAAAUUGAGCAUUUCUGAUGUUAAUUUGCCAAGUUCCUCAAAUAAUGUUAAAGGUGCAGCUCAAUUUGAUUUGCCAGAGGAUUUUUGUAAAGACGACACAAAAACUAAACAAAUGUUUGACAACGGGCCUUACUUUGAUCUGAUAACGAAAGUGGACAAAGUACAAAAACCUGAAAAGGACAAUGAAACUGAAGCUUCUGUCAACUUGAGGACUAUGGAUUUCAAACUGAUGCCAGAUUUUGAAUUUUUAUACAAAGAAGACGGCACUGAUCCGGAAAUGAUUCAGACGCUUUUGCAACACUUUUCUAUGGGGAAUAUUGUUAAUUAUACUACUUGUUUUUGUCCUGAAUGAAUAGGGCUGAGAAAGUUACAGAUAAGUAUACCGCCUAAUUCUGUAUUUAUGGCUAUUGAUUGUCUUUAAGUUAAGUAAGUAUUAUUUUGAUUUUGUAAUGUUUAUAAGUUUUAACAUUUGUUCGUUUUAAACUUCAUACUUGAAAAACAAACCUAUUUAAUUAAGAAUAAAAUCAUUAUCUUAUUUUACAUGUCUGUAUUUGUUUUGUGUGAAUUUUUUUUUACAUUUUGACCAAUUUAGAUUAUCUCUAAAAAGCCUACAUUAUUAUUAUCUUCGCCGCCUCUUAGGGCAACGACCAUAUGCAAAACGCUGCCACCUUUAAGCUUGUAGCUGGCUAAAGUUUUGUCGUCAUUCAACUGCUUGCCUUGAAAAAUUAAUCUUUGUUGUUGAGGUGGUAUACCUUCUUUUUCUUCUAGUCUUUGCUUCAAGCCUAUAAUUGUAUCUGAGGGUUGUACAUCGAUCAAACAUUCAUGUCCGUUUAAGGUGACAACUUUUAUUAUCAUUAGAAAUAGGGAAUGUUACUGGCAUUGGUAAGAUUUGUACAGUUAAUUUUGGGAAUGUAACUAAAAAGUAAUUUUUUUUUUUUGACAAUAAAAUUGUCACUGGUGCUUAUAAGUUUGACGCCCUUUUGAAAAAGUUCAUUCAUCAUCACUAAAUUUUCAGUGCCUGAUAAACUACAGAAAAAAAAAUACACCAAUGAUUCUCAGAAUUAAACCAUAUAUAGGCGAAGAAAAAUCCAUAGAAAUUGAGCCAACAGAUCAGAUUUUGACAGUUAAAGAAAAACUGCAGGAACUACAAGGAACUCCACCGGAUCAACAAAGACUGCUUUUCAAAGGGAAAAUUUUGAAAAACGAACAUACAAUUGAGAGCUAUCGGUUGAAAGAUGGCGCUCUCCUACAAAUGAUAAAAGCAUUGCGCAGCAAGUAAAUCGACAUCCCAAUUUUCAAUACAUGAUUGAAAAAUGUUUGCUAAAAGGUUCGAUUUCAUUCCGCUGGACGCCAGAACUUCCUGUAUAUAAGAAGCGAAAUGUUAAUUGUUGAUAAGAAUUCUAUACUGCCAGGCAUGCUAACCAAAAAGCUAAAUUUAAGAUACCCCUAAAAAUAAAGUUGUUUUUUCCUGCUGACAUCUUGACAUUUUAAAGAGAGAUAGUCUUUUACACGUGUACCUAUUCUUAUAUUCUAUUAUUAAUUGUUUUGUAAAAAAUAAAAUAGAAUUGAAACAAUAAUUAUUAUUAUUAGUUUCAAACAAUCAGUUUUGGCAAUUGCCCUCUCAACACUUAAAAUUCUCCAUUAAAAUGUUUCUAAUACCCAUGUGACAUAUCCUGUCCGAUUCUUUAUUAUUACCAAUUGAUUCAUUAAAAAAACCA